AUCUCUAACCAGGUCAAUCAAAUCUAGGAAGUGCAGAGGUUUUUUGCGGAAAAAUUAUUUUAAAUAUAUUUUCAAUGAACUUAGAUUAUGUUAACUGACCAUCGCUGCAGAAUUUCAUUAAAAUGAUUCCUAGAUAAGUGUAUGUAAUGCGCUAUAUAAGUGUAUGCUUUAAAAGGAUAAGAAAAACAGGUGUGCCGAUAUAAUAAUAGCGCAUAGACCUUUAAAAUGUAAAUCUCUUUCAUUUUACAUAUACAGCAAGAAAUGUGCCGUGUAAUUUCAAUAUGUUACAAAGCAUAUACUUUGGAGCCGUUUGAUUAUAAAUGUUGAUGUUGAGUGUGACCCACUUAUGUACAUAUAGGUGGGCUGACCUCCGAAUGCGGACUUUGUGAAAUGUUAUUUUUAGCAGCUUUGCAGAUUAUUAAAUAUUUAUAAACUUACUUCGCAAUGCACAUUUGGAGAUGGAUAAUUGCAGAUAAACAUCUUUUGAUCUGCGUAUAUUAAUAGUAGAUCAAAAACUAAUGUAGUUCAAGAAAUCAGACAGUGAGCCAAUCUUCCUAAACGGGAUCAAUUUACCAUAGAUAAAGAAAACAGUGAUUUUACAAUGUCAAUACAGUUUGGCAACCCUAAAUGAAUUCAUUAGAAUUUGUAAAUAGAUUUUGCAUUAUGGUCACUUAGUUAAAGUCCGUAGAGUAUAGAAAGUUUGUUGUGGGCCUUAUGGCCUAAGGCCGCGUUCACACGGCAGUGAUGAAGAAGCAAAAUGUACGCACGCUAUCGUUAAUUGUGUGUACAUUUACUUAUUUACUAGUUGGUGCCGCUGUCUUUGAUGCACUUGAAUCUACUACUGAGAGAAAUCGAUUUGAAGUUUUACAAGCCAUAGAAGGCAUGAUAAUACGCAAAUACAAUAUAUCAGAAGAGGACUUCCGAGUAAUGGAGACUGUUGUUCUGAAGUCAGAGCCACAUAAGGCUGGGCAGCAGUGGAAAUUCACUGGAGCUUUCUACUAUGCAACUACAGUGUUGACUACUAUUGGUUAUGGACAUUCAACGCCUUCGACGAUAGGUGGAAAGUUAUUUACGAUGUUUUACGCUAUUGUGGGUAUUCCACUUGGGCUGAUCAUGUUCCAAAGCAUCGGUGAAAGGGUCAACAGACUUAGCAGCGUAAUUAUCAAAUCGAUAAAACGAGCAAUGAACUGUCGUCAGACGCAAGCGUCGGAGGUGGAUCUCAUAUGCGUGGUCACAACUCUCUCUUCUUUAACGAUAGCAGGCGGAGCCGCGGCAUUUUCUAAGUUUGAGGGCUGGAGCUAUUUCGACAGUGUGUAUUAUUGUUUCAUCACGCUUACUACCAUUGGUUUUGGUGAUAUGGUCGCUCUUCAAAAGGACAACGCGCUAAACCGCAAGCCGUCCUACGUGAUGUUUGCGCUAAUUUUCAUCCUUUUCGGCUUAGCCAUUGUGGCGGCGUGUCUCAAUCUCUUAGUGCUAAGAUUUGUCACGAUGAAUACUGAGGAUGAGAAGCGGGAUCAACAGCAAGCUGAACAGGCGCAACAAGUGGCAGUUCGAUUGGAAGGUGACGUGAUAACAGCUGAUGGUGACGUACUCAGGGGCGUGUCUCGCGGUACACGACUUCCCGCUACGCCGCGGAUGAUUAAACCAGGAGAUACGUCAAUGAUGCCGCUUUAUUCGGAGGAGGAGUACGCUCCCAGCGUAUGCAGUUGUACAUGCAAUUGUUUCGGCCAUAACUCAUCAGUACCAUACCGCGAUCCACUUUCGCCGUCAAACAUGCGCCAAAUACCGCGUUAUAGAGGCAAUAUACCUCGUUAUAUCGAGAAAUCUGCCUCAAAAUACAACUCGCAAACCCUUCGCCUCCAUUCCGCUUCCGGGUACCUAUAUAUGAACGCUAGAAACGAAUUUACAAUCGAGCCAGAAGAUUUCCAAGAGAUGGUCGCGAGACGACGAGAACAAUUGCGUAGGGGAAUGAAAAUGUGCCAAUACAGCCCACAAAGCUCAUACACAAAUAUACACGAGCGAAGCAACGAUCCAUUGGUAGACGACUAUUACUCGGAGAGAAGUAAUUACGAGAAGAAAAAACUGAAGAAGAACAUUGAUAGAAAUGUUCGACGUGAAAAUUAUUUCUACGACGAGGCAGUACUGCAUUUCGACGAUGAAUACGCGUUCGAUGGAUCGAUUAUUUUUGCUAAAAGGAGAAAAUCGAUUGAUAAGGACUUGUUAUGCGAUGCACGAUUUCAGUCGGAUAAAGUGUCGAUUGAUAGUUAUGGAUACUUUUUGAAUGACACAGAUUGCUUUGUUAAUGAUACUUUGACAUUGAGUAGGCCCGCUCAUAGGGCUAGUAUCUGAAGAUUCUGGUUUUAGUAACGUUUUAUUUCACUACAGUUUAUAAGACCCUUGACCCGAAUUAAUUUGUUUCUUAAUCAGCCUGGUUUUUCAAUAAUUAAUAAUUUUUUAAAACACAAAAUUAUAAUUGGUAGAUUUUUGUCCUGUGUCUAUAGAGGAAUGGCAAGUCAAAGUAUGGUUUCAAAUCGGAACAGUGCCAAUUAAGUGAAUCUUAUUUAAGUAUCUUUGCAUAGUUAAGCGAAUGCUUACGUCGAUUUUUCUGUGAAAUUUUUAUGAAAUAUGAUUACUUAUUAUUAUAUUUACAUUAAUUAGCCACAAUUAGAUUUUCUAUAUAACAACCUUUUGUCUACGUCAAAGUUCCACAAGAUGGCGCUUAAAUUAUUUGUUUGUGUCAAACAAUUGUGACACACGAAUUAUUGGACACGUGAUUCACAUAUAAAUCGACUUAAGCAAAUUAGUUAGUAUUGAAAAUGGGCCAACUAAUUAUAAAGACUCGAUUUUCAAGUGUAGUAUUAAUUUAUUAAUUAUCUAAGUAUUAAAUAUUAAGAGCUUCGCGGUGUAGAUAUUGUAUAGAAAUGUGCUUCGCAUUUUACUUUCUACGGACAUACUAUAUUUUCCUAUAGAAUCCUUACUACUUCAUAAUAGUAUUGUCGAGUAUACGUCAAUACAAAGUUUUCCCAUACAAUUUAUAUAUAUAUCCUAUAUAAAUUCGUGCUUCCGCUUAAUUCUCAACGGCCAUCUCUAUGGUUCUCUCUAGUUUAUAUAUUCUGAAAGUUACUUUAGGCGUUAUUUUUAUAUUGCCACAGAUUAGGUAUUUUUCACAGAUUAUAAUAAUUUUACGGGUGUUUAAUUUGAUACGUUUAUUGUCUAUGGUAAACAAUAGUAUGGCCGUAGAUAUCUGACUCCCUGGUUCCUUGACCACACUAGAUAUUACUAAAUAAGUAAUAGCACGAAAGCCUUUUGCCAGUCUCAACAAUACCUGUUGUUAAAAACUUUCGAAAGUAAACAAAAUUGGUACAAUGUUGGGAUUGGCCAAAAGAAAUUGUUCUUGUCAUAGGGACUAAGAACUUUGGUUAAGUCAACACUAAUAUUUGUCCCUAAAAAAACUUUUUUAUUUUAUGUUACAGUUUUAAGUAAUGUUUGACUCAGGUCAGGGUAGAUUACUUAGGGUCUGUUUCACAAUGGAUAAGUUCCAAAUAAGCUAUUUAUUACUUGUUGGUAGGAUAAACAGAAUUUUUGCAUUUCACGACUGUCAGAUAGCGCUAUUUGUCAUGAAGCGCGAAGUAUCUUUUAUUCGGAACUAUUUAUCUAUCUAUUUAUCUUUCGAAUAAUUUAUGUUGCAAAGCUAUGUGGUACUUUAUCCAUACAUUGUGAAAAGGCCCUUAGUGUAAUAUUCAAGAGCGAAUGUAAAUGUUUAUACUUCAAUAUUAUGUAUAGGGCUUUUCACCAUCUUCAUUUAAAAUGAAAAUGGAUUUCGACAGGACGUAGUAAACAGUGAGAUUAAAUUUGAUUAAAUUUAGAAAUUAAUUCUUAAAAGGCCGGCAACGCACUCGCGAGCCCUCUGGCAUUGAGAGUGUCCAUAGGCGGCGGUAUCACUUAACAUCAGGUGAGCCUCCAGCCCGUUUGCCCCUGUUCUAUAAAAAAAAUUUGAAGAUGGUGAUAGCUGCUGAUUUUUUCAGUUUGACUGAAAGGUUUAAAGGUUUAACCAUUAUACGUGGUUUUGAACUACAUUGAGGCCCGUAUUCGAAUCUAAAUCUAGUCAAAAUUGCAGUAAGCAUUCCUUGUUAAGUUUUGAGUGAUUUCUAUAUUCUGACUCAAGAUGUGUUUUAUUAUAACAUUAAGCCAAAUUUUCAGUAUUAAAAUGUUAACGCUUACAAAAAGCGACUUUUUUAAUGAUAUUAUUAAUAAUAAUGUUGAAAUUUAAAUUGAAAUUUCGAUUUUUUUAAAUAGAUGUUUUAUCGUAUUAAAAUACGGGUAAUUACUAAAUUUUAUGGAUAUGCCAAUUUAUUGUUUGAAUGCGCCAACCUGAUUUGUUAUAUUUUUUAUAACUUCUGUACUGUGAUAUUUUGCUUGUAUUUUUGUGUGUAUAAUUUUUGCUGUGAUAAAUAUGCCAAAUUGUAUUUGAUAAGAUUUCUUCCAUAUCGAAGUGAGAGUACAUGCAUUUGUAUCGAAACGAAGUAAAUUUGUAAUUGUUUGUGUUAGACGCCUUUCUUUAAGAAGGAAGGACGUUUAAAGAAUAUUUUCGUUUAAUAUCCUGAUUGCUUCCAAAGUACCAUUUGUAUCCAAUUUAAUUUAUGAAAAUGAUACAUUCUUGUAUUUUUUAUUCAAAACAUUCCACUUUUUUAUUAGUAUAAGUAAUGUGCCAAAAUCAUAUUCCUAGGCUAACAAACUUAUUUAAAUUUGUUUGGGUGGGAGUACAUUCAAUAACUUGCCAAAAACAUAAUUCAUAAAAUUUGCAAGUCAUGUUCUUUUUUCAACAGUAAUAUAUAUAUAUUUUAAUUUUCAUAAAUUCAUGAAGUAGUCAUCUGUCUACAUAUAUAUAUAUCUGUAUAUGAGAUGUCCUAAUACAUCGGUAGCUGAAUUUAUUUUAUUCUAAUCUAGAUAGGAUAUAAAAUCUAUCAAAAUUGUAAAUAAAUUUUUUGAGUGUACCCUCACUCAUUUUAUUUUAUAAUGUCAAUGGUUAGUGAAUAGUUGCCAAUAUCAUGUGUGUUGACACAAAUUAAGAUCAAGGCGAACACUGUAAGAUAGGUCUGUAUAUUAAUAAAACCUUUGACUGCUAACUGAUCUAGUUAAAGUUGUAAUUUAUAACGAAUUGUAAAAUAAAUCGGAUUUCAUUAAAAAAUAAUUUAAAA
Pieris rapae (cabbage white) is the source of this 5198-nucleotide messenger RNA. RefSeq names its product two pore potassium channel protein sup-9. The coding region runs from base 745 to 2349 and encodes 534 amino acids. Gene Ontology annotation, cellular component: membrane. Gene Ontology annotation, molecular function: potassium ion leak channel activity. The transcript is spliced from 9 exons. The record is from RefSeq and is a predicted model, not a curated record. Gene Ontology annotation, biological process: potassium ion transmembrane transport; stabilization of membrane potential. Lineage: Eukaryota; Metazoa; Arthropoda; Insecta; Lepidoptera; Pieridae.